AUCUAGAGAGCAUUUUUGGGAUUCAGCUGCUAUUUCGAAAUCGAAAAUGCUGUCUAUCUAGGUCGCUCACUAGGUUUUGCAACUAGCUCUUUGUUUCACGCAUGCGCAGUGACCCAUUCUUCUCUCAGCAUCAUGGCGGCUCCCGUAGACCUCGAGUUGAAGAAGGCCUUUGCAGAGUUGCAGGCUAAAAUGAUUGACACCCAGCAGAAGGUGAAGCUGGCAGACCUGCAGAUCGAACAGCUGAGCCGCAUGAAGAAACACGCCAACCUCACGCAUGCAGAGAUCACGUCACUCCCUGACACCACUCGCAUGUUCGAGGGAGCAGGACGCAUGUUCAUUUUACAGUCAAAAGGUGAGAUCACCAAUCAGCUUUUGGAUAAGCAGAAGACCGCAGAUGAGAAGAUUAAGGAGCUUGAGGGGGACUCUGUAGUCAAUAAUUUUAUCUCUUGAAACCCAUCUUUGAUCACCAAAAUGACAUAUUUAAAUGUUUUUUCCUGUGAAAAAAAUUCUUAAUGCUUUAAAAUAGCUUGAUUGUAACACUACACCCUUGCCUCAUUUAAUACACACGGAUCUAUGAAUAUGAUAAUUAGCCCCGCCUCCACUCACUCUCACGAGCUCAGACGAGAUCCACUCGGUCAACUUACUGAGGUAAACGCUGCACAAUGGUACCACUUUUUACAAUGCCGGACACAUAACGGUGAUUAAUAUGAUUAGCCUUUUGCUUGACUAUGUUGUCAAACAGCUAAUGUUACACAAAUCAUGUUCUCGUUCUUCAUCUCAGAGUCACACAGCUGACUUCUACCAAUCAGUAUCCUAAGAAACGCUUUGAACAACUCAGAACGUCAGUGGAGAAAGGCAUAUAGUUCAUCAUAACAUCAUGUGCAUCAUACAUCCGCCAUAUAGCUAAAUCUACCCGGUUUUUCAUAUCAACAGAAAGAUAUACCGGAAUAACCUUCUUUUGAGGCUCUCUUGCGUGGUCAGUUAAUAAUAUGCUAAAGCCCGCCGGCACGUCGACGUGAUUGGUUACUAGGUAGUUUGUGACGUCAGAAACACCAGUGAUUUCAAAGCACUGGUUUGAGACUGUCUUUGGUUUACUGCAGUUUUAAAGAGAAAAUACUCAGCAAUGGUGUUGACUUAUGAAUUUGCACAUGGUUUGUCUUAAAACAUGUUAAAAACACCAGAUAGACAUAUGAGUAACAUUAAAAACUUGAUUUUCA
Messenger RNA from Ctenopharyngodon idella (grass carp), 1217 nucleotides. RefSeq names its product prefoldin subunit 1 (gene pfdn1). Bases 133 to 450 code for a protein of 105 amino acids. Gene Ontology annotation, biological process: protein folding. NCBI's taxonomy places the organism in Eukaryota, Metazoa, Chordata, Actinopteri, Cypriniformes, Xenocyprididae. Gene Ontology annotation, cellular component: cytoplasm; prefoldin complex. The record is from RefSeq and is a predicted model, not a curated record. The transcript is spliced from 4 exons. Gene Ontology annotation, molecular function: protein folding chaperone.